Molecule: messenger RNA, 1791 nt
Organism: Necator americanus (New World hookworm)
Lineage: Eukaryota; Metazoa; Nematoda; Chromadorea; Rhabditida; Ancylostomatidae
Exons: 16
Coding region: 1-1791 (596 amino acids)
Cellular component (GO): nucleolus
Molecular function (GO): mRNA binding
Source: RefSeq, a predicted model, not a curated record
AUGGAAAAGUAUGGCUAUCAAAAAACACCUAACAAACCGCUUAGCAAAAGGAUAGUGUUCACGGAUGAGGAUGAUGAUAAUGAGGUCGUUGAAGUCAAAGAGAGCAGAGCUGUGGAGAAGAAACAGGGUGCAAAAUCUGAGCAGAUGCAAAACGGAGAAAGAAAAAGACCUUACCAUAAAGAUGCUAAGCUUAAGCCGUGGAGAAUGAUCAUAAGAAAUCUGCCGUUCAAGACCAAGAAAGAAGACUUGCAAAAUGUUUGCUCUAAGUUCGGUGUUUUCACGGAAAUCGUUUUGCCUGCGUCGAAGAAGAUGCCAGGACGUAUCGCAGGUUUCGCAUUUGUACAAUUCAAAUCGAGAGAAGCUGCCGAAAAAGCUAAGGAUUACUUCAAUGCCAAUAAGUUUCAGGAUCGCAUGGUGGCUGCUGAUUGGGCGUUGCCAAAGGACACCUAUGAAACUGCUGCCGAAGAAGAGCGAGAACAGCUCAAAAAGAAGAUUAAGCUGGAAAAAGAAGAUGAUGCUAAGGACGUAAAAAAAGUAAAGCCGGAAUCUUCAAGUUCCAAGGGCGUUCAAAAAUUAAGGAGCCAAGAUGAUAACGACGAAAGUGAGGAUGAGAGCGAUGAAGAGAUUGAAGACGGGAAAGAUAGAGUAAGUGGAUCAGACGAUGAGGAUAAUGACGAGGAAAGUGGAAGUGAAGACAGUGAAGACGAUGGGAGAACCAAAAAAGAUGUAGCGAUUGACGAACAACGUGUGGUGUUUUUGAGAAAUCUCUCGUUUGAUACAACUAAUGAGACCCUGAAAGCUGAAAUGGAGAAGUAUGGGGAAGUGAAACUGGCGGUCUGCUGUAAAUUCCGUGAAAGUGGACAUCCGAAAGGCACUGCAUUCGUUCACUUUUCUUCAGCGGACGAAGCAAAGGCAUGUCUGGAUGCUAUUGAAAAAGGGCUAGAGAUUGAUGGCCGAGAAAUCAAAGGAUCAAUAGCAAUCCAGCGAGAAAAUGCAGCAGAAAUCCAGAAACGAAAAAGUGUCAAGGUCCCAGAAGACAAAAGGAAUCUCCGUUUGAUUCGGUUUGCACUAAUCCGUGAAGGAACUUCUGCAGCUAAAGGAAUGAGCUCGGAAGAUGCGCAUAAAAGGCAACGACUUGCAGAAUUGUCUAGAAAGAAGCUGGAGAAUCUUCAUAUGUUCGUGUCACCUACUCGACUGAUGAUCCACAACUUGCCGAUGUCAAUCACUGAUGAGAAAUUGAAACAGAUUUGUCGCGAUGCAACAGGAUGUGCUGGAGUUAUUACAGAGUGUCGUAUUUGGAAGGAUACUUCUAAAGUUGAUGCGAAUGGAAAUCCGCGAUCAAAAGGUUUUGCAUUUGUUAAUUUUGCUGAGCACAAAGAUGCGCUUGCGUGUCUGCAAAAGCUCAACAACAAUCCUACCACGUUUACCAACGAAAAACGACCCAUAGUGGAGUUUUCUAUAGAAAAUCUGCAGGCCAUUCGGGCAAAGGCAAGACGAGCAGCUAGUAGUAAAGGAGAAAAGUUGACGGGACGAGAGUUGAGCGAAAAAGUUAGGCAACAGGUCAAACAGUCUAUCGGUGAGGUACAUGCCUCAGGAAUGAAGGUGAUGCCGAAGUUCCUUGGGAAAAAGAUGCGGCAUAAGAAUAUGAGUAAGACGCAGCUAAGAAAAAAGAAUCUGGGUAAGAAGAAGGAGAAGAGGAAGCAGGAGUCCUUGGCCAGCGAUGUUGCGGCGAAGAAGCCAAAAGGAAAGAACAAGAAACGUCUGACUAAAUAUCUCACCUUAUCUUCGUAA